AUGGAGGAACAAGGUGGCAAAAAGCGCGGGUGGAAAAAGGGACGCAAGUUCACGCAGGCGCACCGGGACGCAAUCUCGCGCGCCAAGACCGGACAGAAGUACUCCGACGAGCACAAGAAGGCGAUCAGCGAGGGCCUCAAGGGCCGCAAGCACCGCCUGAUCACGCGAAUGAAGAUGUCACUGGCCAAGCGCGGCGUCGCGCAGCCCGCGUCCCCGAAACGCAGCGAGGGGCAGCGCGCGCGCUGGGCGGCGUGGCGCGCGGUCCGCGAGGCCGAGCAGGCCGCCGUCGCGCGCGCGCUCGCGUGCUCGGAGGAGUUCGAGCGCACCCGGACCCGCGUCGAUGACGAGCUGGCCAACCAAGGGCUGGUCCGGGAGGCGGCGGUGCAGGAGAUGGGCGCGCUGCGGCGGGACGUUUUCGCGUGGAUGACGCGCCGCGCGCGCGAGACGGGCGAGCAGCCGUCGCUCGAGGAGGUUCGGGAGGUCGCGCCGGACAUUCAUGGAAAAUUCAUUCGAUAUCUGGCGUUGAGAGACCUCGUGCGCGACACUUAG
Messenger RNA from Pedinophyceae sp. YPF-701, 549 nucleotides. The record is from the annotation of a GenBank genome assembly. NCBI's taxonomy places the organism in Eukaryota, Viridiplantae, Chlorophyta, Pedinophyceae.